AUGAACCAUGAGUAUUGGCUCAGUGGGGCAGGUCCAAAGCACCAAUCACCACGUAGCCACGUCAGGUUUUUAUUGCCUCCUCCCAGCCGCCUCAUCCACCUCGUGGACAAUGAAGACGAAGUGCCGCUGGUGCGGGCGGCAGCCAUUCAGCAACUGGUGGCUCUGGCCACCCUCAUUGGUCCUGACUUCAAGGCCGAACUGGCUCCUCUGUUGUCCGGUCUGGUCGGUGACAGCCAACGCGUUGUGCGGUCAGCCUGCGUCGGUCCUCUGUUGGAACUCGGCAAGAUGCUCACCACGGGCACCAACGAAUUCGAAACCAUUCUCCAGCCCUCCCUCGACAAACUGAACGAGGAUGGUUCAAGAGAUACGCGGCGAGCUCUGGCAAGCAACAUCGCCGAAUUGCAGAAGGUGGCGGUUACGAAAGGCGGCAACACCAAGUCCCUCCACACGAUGAUGAUGAAUUUGUUGGAGGACAAUGAGGUUGAAACUCGUCGAAUAACAGCCAAUCAGUUCAAAGACUUCUAUCUCGCCUCACCGAAGGACGUUCAGACGGACUUCCUGUUGCCAAGGCUACAGGAGCACCUGAACAUGGAGCGUGAGGAGAGAGUGCGUUCCGAGCUCGUCUGUUGUGCCGUGAGUCUCCUUCCGUCUGUUCGAAUGGAAGACUGUCUGCCCCUAGUGAGGCCCAUCCUUGCCUUCCUCAAUCACAAUAUGGAUCAGCCAAAACAGUACGUGUUUGAAUACUUCUCCCAGCUGAUGUCGUUCAUACCCCCAAGCGAGAUCCAACUCACCAUUCUGCCAAGUCUCGUGAACCUCUGGCAGGGCAAAAACUGGCGCGUGCGUCUGGGUGUUGUUCAGUCGCUGCCCUGUUUGUUCACGACUCUUCCCGAGAACUGCCUGCGUGAGACCAUACUCCCAUCCACUCUCGCGUGGCUCCGCGAUCCAACUUGGGCGGUGCGCGAUUGUGCCUGCCGCAGCCUCGCUCGCCUCCUCGCGGCCUGUCCGAAGGCCGCCAACGACGCCAUCAUGGGCACUGGCGGAGACAAGGAGACACCGCCUGGGUCCGCAUCGGCCGCCGGCGCCUCCUCUGGCGCCGCGAGCAACUCGACUUCGGCCGCCGGCGCCGCUGCCUCCACGUCUCCGUCGUCGUCGUCCGCUGGUCUCCCCAACACCGCGUUGAGCUCGAGUGUCACCGGUGGCGCCGACGGCGCCGGCAAUCCGUCGGGUGUUGGCGGGAGUAUAUCGAUCGCGACGCUGACCGCCAACGCGGCUGCUCGGGGCCUCAAGGCCCUCGCUACUGAUCCGAAUUACCACCUGCGACAGAUUUUUAUCCUCGCCGUUCAGGCACUCUGGGGGCCGGGCAUACCCAACGAGCCAGUGUACAGUGCUCUGGGUGAUCUCUCGCCGAACGUCGGCCUCCUCUCACCCAGCCACCUCUGCGACUACGUGGUGAACCGCCACAACGCCGGCAAAGACGACCGUGGCGGUGAUGUCCCCGAGAACUGCAGUCCGCGACCCGCGAUGCCGGCCACCGCGCUACAGACCUGCCUCCAGAUGCUCAUCCAACUGCUCACUGACGAUCCCGUGCCGAAUGUGCGCUUCGCGGCUGCUCGCGCCCUCCUCAUAAUCUCCGGCAGUAUUGACAAUAAUGAGUACGGCUCCCCUACCACCUCCUUCACCACCACCUCCAAAACUACCACUUCCGCCACGACCACCUCCAACACUGCCACCUCAUCCACCCCCACCACCUCAAAACACCACCUCCACCGCCAUCACCUCCCCCAACAUCACCACCUCCACCAUCAUUACCACCACCAACACCGCCACCUCCUCCACCACCUCCUGCACCACCACCUUCAUCACCACCUCCAACACCACCUCAACAAAACACCUCAAAACACCCCCUCCACCACCUCAUCCACUUCCACCACAACAACCUCUUCCACCACCUCCUCCUCCAUCGCCUCCCCCUCCACCAUGACUACCCCCUCCACAACCGCGAACACUCUUCGCAAACAGGUGGUUCCGGCGUUGAAGAAGGUCAAGGAUGAAGACAAAGAUUCGGACGUUCGAUUCUUUGCCCAGGAGGCUCUUAAAAGUAAGGCCCUGCCUGUCUUGUCGACUCCCUCUCUCGCUCUCCUUGUUUUAACUUUUCGAGAGCGCUUGAAGGCGUCACAGCGCAGCACUUCGUCGUCCCGUCCAGACCUCGUAGUAAUUUAUCGUUUCACUCCUGUCCUCGUCGUCCUUAUUCCCUCCUCCUCCUCCUCUCUUGUGAUUACCAGCGACCCCAGGCGAAUGCGUUUCCACCACCACCGCCACCACCUCCACCAUCAUUUCUACCGCCUCCUCCCCCCAACCCUGUCCCCCUUCUGUUAG
Molecule: messenger RNA, 2376 nt
Organism: Mesocestoides corti
Lineage: Eukaryota; Metazoa; Platyhelminthes; Cestoda; Cyclophyllidea; Mesocestoididae
Source: the annotation of a GenBank genome assembly